Solea solea (common sole) is the source of this 1529-nucleotide messenger RNA. RefSeq names its product DNA replication and sister chromatid cohesion 1 (gene dscc1). NCBI's taxonomy places the organism in Eukaryota, Metazoa, Chordata, Actinopteri, Pleuronectiformes, Soleidae. The transcript has 9 exons. The record is from RefSeq and is a predicted model, not a curated record. Gene Ontology annotation, biological process: maintenance of mitotic sister chromatid cohesion; mitotic sister chromatid cohesion. The coding region runs from base 155 to 1324 and encodes 389 amino acids. Gene Ontology annotation, cellular component: chromatin; Ctf18 RFC-like complex; chromosome, centromeric region.
ACAGAGAGAGCGCGCGGAAUUUUGACAGUCAACAUUAGCAGUGGUUGAAUUUAACUUGUUUUGUUGUUGUUGUUGUUAUACAUAUAUAUUACGGACAUUUAUUUGUCUCAACGACCACACACAUUAUCGACUUAACCUGUCACCUGAGCUCAAAAUGAGAACUUUAGAGGAGGUGCAGGCGACACUGAAGAUCGCUAAACUGAAAGAGGAGGAUCUACACAAAACAAUCCACUGUCUUUCUUUUGGGGAAAAUGUUUCCUCUGCAGAUUAUUGCGUGGUGGAGCUGGACGACACACUGUGUAAGCACAUAGAGGUUGGUCAGAGUCUGGUGAUUCGGGGGGAUAAAGAUGAGCAUGCAGUGCUCUGUAGUGGUGACAAGACUUAUGAUCUUAAAAUAGCCGACACGUCCAACCUGCUGUUGUUUGCACCAGGAUGUAAAACUCCAGAUCUACUUCCUAAUGACCAGAAGAGCUCUCAGGUGGUGCACACUCAGAUCUGGGGAUUUUGUAACAGCUACUGGGAACUGAGAAAACGACGCCCUAAACUGAGGAAAAUGACAAAGCUUUUAAUGGAGAAUCCUUAUGAAGGACCUGCUUUAGGAGGGCAGGAGAACACAGAGAACAGGUACACAAUGCAGGAUCUGUUGGAGAGGAUCCAGGCCAGUGAAGAGGAGAUAAAGGCCCACUUCGAAACCAUCCAUGCUUGUCAGAUAGAUGGCUUCUGGCGGGUCCUAGACUUUGACUAUGAGAUGAAACUGCUCGGUCAUGUAACUCAGCUGGUGGAUUCUGAGUCUUGGUCCUUUAACAGGGUUCCACUUCAAACCAGUCUGGAAGAGUUAGCCCCACUGGAGCCCAAAGAGAUGAUUGAGCAUUGUUUGAACUGCUAUGGAAAACGUUAUACUGAAAACGAUAAAGUGUUUUAUGUAUUGCAUGAAGAUAAAGUUUGUCGAAGCAUAGCACUAAUGCUGCUGCAGAAUGCAGUCAAGUUCAACCUGAGGGAGUUUCAGGAGGUUUGGCAGCAGAGUGUUCCAGACGGCAUGAGCACAAGACUGGAUCAGCUAAAGAGUGUUGCCUUGGUUGACCGCACGUCCCAUCCAGAGACCAUCUGCCUGCUGCGAGUGGACGAUCUCCCAGAGGACACGCUGGAUCGCUUCAACCACCUCUUCACACUCAGAGAGAAGUGGACAGAAGAUGACAUCACACCAUACAUACAAGACCUGUGUGGAGAGAAACAGACUACUGGAGCCCUCCUCACAAAAUAUGCUCGGUCAUCAAUGCAAAACGGGAUCAAGGUCUUCAACUCCAGAAGGCCUGUAGCCACAUGAACAUGUCCAUCAGUGCAUUUACAUGUGGACCAUAAUGUGGUUUUGUUUGUUAUCAUUGCGACUAACAACUUCCUAGAAAAUGUCAUUAGGAUUGUGGAAAGAAACUAAAUAUAAUCUGUAUUUCAAUUUUUAUGUUGUCUCUAAAAUUAUUACACACUGAUAAUAAAGUGAACUGUUUUAAUAAUUGAUUAUUUUUGCCUCCUAU